This is a messenger RNA of Micropterus salmoides (largemouth bass), 7607 nucleotides long. RefSeq names its product DnaJ (Hsp40) homolog, subfamily C, member 6 (gene dnajc6). Gene Ontology annotation, biological process: clathrin-dependent endocytosis; synaptic vesicle uncoating. Gene Ontology annotation, molecular function: clathrin binding. The record is from RefSeq and is a predicted model, not a curated record. Gene Ontology annotation, cellular component: cytoplasm; intracellular membrane-bounded organelle; vesicle. The transcript has 19 exons. Bases 2001 to 4682 code for a protein of 893 amino acids. Lineage: Eukaryota; Metazoa; Chordata; Actinopteri; Centrarchiformes; Centrarchidae.
UAUAGGAAAAUGUUGUAACCUGAAUUCAUUAUGAAGCCUCAAAAUAGCAAUGUGCGCAAAUUCAGGGAUGGCCACACAUGCAAAAAAUUUGCCUUGAGUAUUUUUAUUUUUUUUUCCAAUGGAGUUCUUGUUUUACUUAUCUAUGGUUUAAGGAUAGUAGGUGUUGUACUGAUUGAAGUCCAAAGAUACAAAAGGAAACACUGGCUCCUUUACUCACUAUGUUGAGUGAAAAGGACAAGAUGUAGGCUAUAAUGUUUUCAAAAUGUCAGCAACUUGUCAGUGUCUUAGUGGCCUCAGCUAAAGUAUGAAAACUGUAGUUUUUAGUUUGAUAAUGUGGGGGUGUGACUAAAAAGGAGGAGUCUGUAGGAGUUGUGAGCAUUUGAUUUACACUUUGAUUUCCUGUUGUGGAGCAACUAAUGCCUGGAUGCUCAGUGUGUGUUGCUGAAUGAAUGGGCUUAGUGUGUUAAGUUAUAUAUGACCACACCCUACUGCUGUUGAGUAACACCACAGUGGAUUCUUUUCUUCCCUAUUUGUAAGCUAUGCUGUCCAAACAUGUUACAUUCAAAGAACAAUCAAACAAUUUCCUGUGGUCUUUGUUUAUGAUUAAUUCAAUACUUGUUCUGCAAAUGUGCCUACUGUAAGUACACAUCUGUACUGUUCAUUUACUGGGUCUGAUUAUCAGCUAAUAUUAAGUGGGAGACGAUCAGCUGGUUCAUACUAAUUUGGUUGGGUGUAGACAGAUUUAUUUGUAGAUGCUUUUAACAUGUGUUUCUUGCUCUGAACAUACUGUAAGCAAGAGGACAGUGUAGCCACAAAGUCAAAAACAUGAAACUCAGGCAUGUUUUAUACACAAAAGCUCUUUGCGUUUUCAAUAAUAAUUAAAAAAAAACAUUAUUUUGAUAUGUCAAGGUUAGAUAUUUAGAGGUGGUCUGCCUGGUUGAAACUACACAAAUGUUACUUUUACAACUCUGAAGAAUCUCUGGAUAAUCACUACCAAACAAAACAUAAACAUAAAAUGGCUUUGCUCCUCCCUUUGCUCCUUGAUCUUUCAUAUCAUGUGAGAAAAACAGGAAGCAGCAGGAGGGCGUGCUAACUUCACUCAACACUAAUGCUAUCGUGGAUAUUUAAAACGCAUGCACAUAUAGGAGUACUGUAGCCUAUGACUCCUCCUCUCUAAUCCUCUCUGUAAAUAAACCCCAUGUGCGUUAGAGUUUGGGUGACACUCCUGCUACUGUACGGAUUAGUCUCGUAUGCUGCGUUUACCUUGAACAGAAGGCACCGCGCUGUUUGUGCACGCAUGAACCGUGAUGCGGUUUUGCAGAUCUUGGUGUCCAAAACCUGAAAUGCUGCACAGUUGGUGCUGUAUUUAACGUUUUUUUUUUAAUCGCCUCACGAUCCUUGUUCCUACAGCAAAUGCACAAGUCCAUCCCUGGUUUUACCAGGCUGGCUCAGGCUCGCUGACAGCUCCGGCAUUAUACGCUGAGCGGCGCAGUUUCUACUGUACAGAUUCACCAACAUCCCCUCCCGCUUGUGCUAUUUCGAUAAGGCUCAUCCACAGUAUCUACAGAUCUACCCAACGCCAUCGCAGGACCUUGUUUGUUGCUCAUAUGCCAAUAUGAGAUUAUAUGAUGAUGCCGUAUCCUGGCGCUGCCUGUAUAGGCUAGAAUUAUUGAUAGGUUAAUUGGGAGCUACCGGGGAACCCUUGAGGGACAGUGUGUCUCACAGGACGUUUAACGCUUUUGACCUUUCACUGACAGCGAAUGACAAAUCAAAGGUUGGUGUCUGUGAGCGGAGCCGGGGUACAGAUCGCAUCUCCACCACCGCACAGGACGGCGCUCCCUGGAGAAUGGUAGAAAGCGGUCUGAAAGUUGGUCGAUAGCGGCGGAGAUAGCUUCGGUAUCGGCAGAGGGAGCAGCAGCGGAAGCACUACACUCGCAGGUUCCAUAGCGGCCACCCUUGGACCGAAGACAGGCCCGCUGAGAGAGGAGGACUGCAGCACCAUGGACAGCUCAGAUAUGGAUGCCAGUUAUGGCGGAGGACUGUUGGACAUGGUGAAGGGAGGAGCUGGGAAGUUCUUCAGCAACUUCAAGGACAACUUGAAGGACACGCUGAAAGACACCUCCACUAAGGUCAUGCAUCAGGUUGCCACGUACACUAAAGGGGAACUGGACAUUGCGUACAUCACAUCCCGGAUCAUAGUGAUGACCUACCCAGCGGAGUCAGUCCAGAUUGGCUACCAGAACCAUGUAGAGGACAUUCGCUCCUUCCUCGACAGUCGCCAUGCCGACCACUACACUGUCUUCAAUCUAUCGCAGCGCAACUAUCGUGGCGCCAAAUUCUCCAACAGGGUUUCAGAGUGUAACUGGCCUUCUCGCCAGGCUCCCAGCCUUCACAACUUGUUUGCAGUGUGUAAGAACAUGCACAACUGGAUCAAACAGAAUCCCAAGAAUGUGUGUGUCAUCACCUGCUCGGAUGGUCCUUCUCCCUCAGGUGUUUUGGUUUGUGCCAUGUUCUGCUUCUGCCACCUCUUCAACAAUCCAGUUCCUGCCAUGCAGCUGCUCAGCGCCAAGAGACCAGGCUCUGGUCUCUGGCCUUCACACCGCAGGUACAUAGGGUAUGUAUGUAGUAUGGUAUCGGAGAAGCCCAGUCUACCCCACUCAAAGCCUUUGGUUAUCAAGGCCCUCAACAUGAUUCCGGUCCCCUGCUUCAACAAGCAGCGUAGUGGCUGUCGACCUUUCUGCGACGUCCUCCUAGGAGAGACAAAGAUCUUCACCACUGCACAGGACUACGAGAGGAUGAGAGAGCACAGGGUCCAAGAGGGUAAAGUAGUUUUCCCUCUGGGUGUGAGUGUGCAAGGAGACGUCGUCGUUUCAGUGUAUCACAUGAGGUCGACCAUUGGAGGACGCCUGCAGGCCAAGGUGUCCAACACCCAAAUCUUCCAGAUCCAGUUCCACACUGGCUUCAUUGCUCCUGGUACCACCAUGUUAAAGUUUAACAAACCAGAGCUGGAUGCAUGUGACUCUCCUGAGAAGUAUCCCCAGCUUUUCCAUGUGAUACUGGAUGUGGAGGUGGAGGAGGUAGACAAGCAGAAAGACCUGACGCCGCCGUGGGAGCAGUUCCCCUGUAAAGAUCUCAGCCCCAACGUGCUCUUCUCCUGCCACCAGGAGCAUCAGGACGCGCUGGCUAUUGCUGAGCCAAGUCGGCCCCAUGGGGGUCUAGAGGGUCGGGGCCUUGGCGAGGAGAGCGAGCCCUCGGAUGAUGAGAUGCUCUCGCUCUCCAGCCAGCGCAGCAGCGCCAGCUCGGCCCCUCAGAGACCUGAUCCCCCAGCUCCAAUGCCUGCAGCCCCUGCACCCGCUGAAGAAGUAGAUCUUCUUGGCCUCGAUGGGGAGAUCAACCGCCCGUGUCCUUCAUCUCAGCCAUCUACUGCAGCUGCAACCACUGACCUGCUAGGGGACUUGUUUGCAGCUCCACCCCAGCCAACCAGUGGGCCAUCAUCUGCCCAGUCCACACCACAUAAAGUAGUCCCAAAUACUGCCUCGCCAUGUCACUCCCCUGCGCCACCAGCGUUUGAUCCCUUUGGGACAGGUCCCAUGCCUAAGCCUCAGGACAUGAUGGGUUCAUUCCUUGGACCAGGUAACGUGGUGCAGCCAGACCCCUUCCUGCAUGCUGCUCGCUCUCCAUCACCCACCCUGCAGCCUACAAGCUUGGGUCGGAGUUCACCUGUCCCGCCUACCACCCCAACCGUCAACAUUCAGCAGCAAAACGCCAAGGGAGGAUGGGACUGGAAUAGACCCGUUACCACAAGCACAGGAGGCUUUGGUAUGGGCAGUCGGUCAGCCACUACUAGCCCCACAGGCUCGGUCCACAGCACUCCCACCCACCAAACCAAGCCAAAUACCUUGGACCCGUUUGCUGACAUAGGUAACCUCGGGGGAAACCUUGGAGGUUCUGGCUUCUCCAGCAAACCCACCACCCCUACUGGAACUACCCCUUCCCUCCCUCCCAUGGGCUCCCCAUCGCGACCUCCUCCAUCUCCCCAGCACGCACCUGGCUUCCCCUCGUGGCAGCCGGGUGCUGGAAGUUGUGGAGGAUGGCAACCCCAAGGACAGGGCCCUGCCCCACAGCCAAAGCCCAGCCCCAGCCACACCCCCAUGCCUCACACAUCGCCCCAGAACCGACCCAACUACAAUGUCAGCUUCUCUGCAAUGGGAGGGGGUUCGCCAAGCGCAGGGGGCAAAGCACAGGCUGGCAUGGGUUCUAAGCCCAAGGCCUCGCAUGCCAACUUUGAUGACCUGCUGUCUGGUCAGGGCUUUGCAGGGACCAAAGAGAAGAAAGGGCCCAGGACUAUAGCGGAGAUGAGGAAGGAGGAGAUGGCCAAAGAGAUGGACCCUGAGAAACUAAAGAUUCUGGACUGGAUUGAGGGGAAGGAGCGGAACAUCCGUGCUCUGCUGUCCACCAUGCAUACUGUGCUGUGGGAGGGAGAGACACGCUGGAAGCCUGUGGGCAUGGCUGACCUGGUUACUCCAGAACAGGUCAAGAAGGUCUACCGCAAAGCAGUCCUGGUUGUCCACCCAGAUAAGGCGACAGGACAGCCCUAUGAACAAUAUGCCAAGAUGAUUUUCAUGGAACUAAAUGACGCCUGGUCAGAAUUUGAAAGCCAAGGACAAAAACCCCUCUACUGAACAAGUAGUUAGAGGAAAUGAGCAAGGAGAAGAUGUCCUUGCUGAUUCUGUCAUCUAAUCCUAAAAAUGUGUCACCAUCUCUGGUUAACAUACUACAACCGCACCCUACAACGUCUGCCUUUAUACCUGUGCUUUGACCCGUACUUCUCUUCUUACCACACACACAGAACACAGAACAUCCAGUUGAUCUGCAAAGACUGCAAAAUGGAACUUCAGCGCCCAGACUAACAGUGUAACUGAACAAAUAACUCCCUGUAGCUCAAAUCAACCUACCUACUGUAUGUAUGUGGUGCAACAUUGUUCUUCCUUGUCGAGUGUCGUUAGCCCUGAAUCGAGCCACCAAUCAAAGCAGAGACGAUGGACACACAAGAUAAGAAAAUCACAGCAAGGAGUAAACUGAGCAAGCAUGUCACAGACUGCUCUAAAUAAGGGAUUGAGAGCACCAGAUAGUGUGCAAGGCCCCGAAAGCAUUUACAUCACACAUCACUCAAGCCAUGUAGUCAUAAAACAUUCCGAUGGGGAAGUAAAUUUGUACGUUCUGUCAUAUCAAAGCCACAGUUUUUCAUGCAUUUAAAUGUUCCUAGAAAUGCAGCGAAGAACAGCGGCUAAACGUCAUUAUACAUUUUUAACUGAAGUGAAACUGAACUUAAGCCAAACCUGAUUGAAAUAGGUUUUUUGGUAGUACAAAUUAACAAUCUAUCGGUCUUUUUACAUUAACUCUGGUUAUAGGUUCGGUUUUUAUCUCUUCAAAAUUUAGUCUGCUGAAGAUAAUUGAAAACAAAAAACUAAAUUAAAUGAAAAAAAAACGUUCUACAAUAAAAACAAGUCAGAAGGCUGCUACAAUUUAAAUUCUAGACUUAAUAUUCAUUUGACAGAUUAAAAAAAAGGUAUUUCAUUCCCUUUGUAUGAUUAAUAUUUCAUUGUGCGUUUAUUACAGAGCCCAGGGGCUGAUAACAAGUACUGUAGGAGAAUGAUUUAUCAUUGGUGUGUCCGAUGUAAUCCCUGUGUGUUUCCAUGUUUGCAGGGAACUGGGGAUUGUAUAUUGUAUUUAAGGGAUUCGCACAUGUACAGUUCCAUACAUGAAGCAAUUUGAGGCAUCAUGCUUUCUCACUCAUACAGUAACAUGUAUUUUUGCAAGGGAGCUCUGUGAAAGCACAAACUGACAACUUUACUUGGCGCAGCUUUGAAGGAAAGCCAUUGUUAUUUAUUUAUUAGUUCAUUUUGUUCAUCUUCAUGUUGUUUUGUGUAGCAGACCUGCUGCAUAUUGGUUUAAAUUAACUGCACAUGUCAUCAGCUAAUGUACUGUAUGUAAAGGUCAUGUUUGGGAUUUAUAGGCCAUUAUCUUUAACUCAUCAAAAGGAAAACAUGGGACUAAUUUGUAAGAAUAUAUCACAGUUUCUGUGUGUAUAGCCUGUUUGAGUCUGCAGAAUCUUUUUCAUAGCUACAGAAAUGGCUCUUGUGUGUUUAAACACUGUAGUAAUGCUUAUCUGACUACAACGCUAAAUUGAGUCAUGGGUUGAUUUUGCAGAGAAAUGUCAGACUGAUGAGUUAAAUAAUGUGCUUUACUGUAUCGCACUGCUAUAUAUCUGCAAUUCCUAAUUUCACUCUGAUCCUACUUAUAUCUGCUGUCAUUACAGCACUUUUAUCAAAACACAGAUUUACAGCAAUUGCAACAUGUUUUUUUUAAUUACUUCAUUUACUUUGUUUACAUUUGUGAGACAUUUCUGUCACACCACUGACACUUUUAUUUAUAACUAUCAAGCAGCUUUUUGUCUGGAUGAAUAACAUUGACACUAUUUCAUAUCAGCCGUGAGGUACAACGCAAAUGGCUCAAAAUAUCAAUCUUUUUUCAGGAGCUGUUCAUGUUGCAGGUACCAUUUCUAAUAGUUUGAAUCCAGAAAAGAUGUCAAUUCUCUCCAUAUAUAUAAUUUCACUAAUGUGAUGUGUGAUUUUUCCUAUGUAUGAUGGAAAUUGACUUUUGACAUUAUCUUCUUGUGUAAAAAAUAUUCCAUAGUCCUGGGAUGAAGUCCAUGGGCCAAUAAGAAACAUAUGCAAAAACAAAAUGUAUGUAUUUACUUAUUAGCAAGCAGAAACUGAAGCAAUUCUCAAUUUCAUUUUGGGUUUUUCGGUUUUCACAGGACACUAACAUGAUACUAUACCAUCCUCACCUUCCAGCUUUGUGUUACUUACAGACUGUUAUUUUAAUGUUAGACAUCUGUGAUCAGUUCAAAAAUAUGUUUUAAAUCAAUUUCAACAUAUGCACAUUGAGUAUAAUAUUAGCCUUCAGAUGUUUAAGAUUUGGAGAUCAUUUUUUGGUUGUCAUCAAUCCUGGUUAAACAUCAUAAUGUUUUUUCUUUCCUUUAUUGGACUUCAUCAUUGCCCAGGAUUUCCAGAUUGUUCAUCUACGUUGAGGAUGUUUACUGUAUACUGAUCAGUGGAAAAAGAGAAUGACUGCUAUAAAGCGCUGUUUCUUCAACUGGUUUGGGACCCAGAAUGGAUCACAAGACACUGGGUCUGAAAAAACUCUGAUCUAGAGGUUACUGCUUUCUUUGGCGACUUACUAGACACAGGAGGUGUGUAGUAUGUGCUUCUGUGCUCUAUUUACAGAAGACCUAUAUGUAUAAUAACCCUCAUUAGCUCCCUCUCUGACUGAAUUCUCUAUCUGCAAUCUUACAGCUAUGUUUAAAAGCUAACCUCUAUAGUGUAGUCAAUGGAUGUGUGUUGUUUGAAGUUGUGGUAUGUAUGGAAGUGAUCAGAUUUGGAUACAGACUACUGUAUGUUAUGUGUUUGCUUGUCUGCUGUUCAAGUAUUACUAAAUUGUGUAAAAAUUCUGUUCAUGUGCUCCUUUUCAGUUCUGUUUACCAUUACAGGAUGUACAUAAUGAUCAAGUGCAGUGCACAAAAAAUAAAUAGUAAACAGAAAACA